Messenger RNA from Ilex paraguariensis (yerba mate), 2701 nucleotides. Lineage: Eukaryota; Viridiplantae; Streptophyta; Magnoliopsida; Aquifoliales; Aquifoliaceae. The record is from the annotation of a GenBank genome assembly.
CUCUAAACACCGUUUAAUAAUCAAGUUUAAAAUCCGUAGGGUAUUCCCCUGCCCAGUAUAAGUUCCUCGUGGUACCUUAUCUUUCAAUUUGCAUCGGAGGCGUUUGUUGUUCGCAGAUGGUUUUCUCUCUCCUCUAGAGUUAUCUUUGUCUCUCUAUCAUCGCGAUUCGAUAAUCUUUAUAUUCGAAUUUAAUAGUCGAUCGAGUUUCUUGAAGUUUCGAGGCCGAAUUAGGGUUUCGGAUUGAGAUUCCCCGGAUUUUUCCCCUUUUUUUUUCACGAACAGACAAUUAGGUUUUCAGAUCUGUUCACGAUUUUAUCCAUAAUUAAAGGUUAAAUUUCCAAUGGCUAAUUCUGAGAAGCAACAAUACGAACGCGAGAUCGAUGAGUUGGAUGGCGUAGAUCGAUACAACGGUGAAGGUUUCGAUGAUUCAUCAUCUGUUGUUGCCUCCUCGAGUGGUGUUGAGACCUCUGCUACACAGAAUAGGGGUUCCGGUGGUGAGGUUAGUCUGACGGAGAGAUUGACGGAUAUUCUUGUAGAUAACGGGGAUGGAGAUCUGUUGCUACAACGGAGUGAUCAAGAGGAUAGGGUAAUUCAGUGGCUUCAGGCUCUGGAUUUGCAAUUUAUGGGAGCAUGCCGUGCUGAUGAGAGGUUGAAGCCUUUGCUGAAGUUGAAUGUUUCAAGCGAUGCCACCGAAGAUCGGUUGGUAGCUCAUCUAAGUCAGUAUUUUGAACCAUCAGAAGUUGCUAUGCUGGCCAGAUGCUUGUGUAUUCCGCUUGUAUCUAUUCGUGUUGGAAAGAUCAAGAAGCAAGGGACUCUCCUGUGUCCGACUGCUGAAAGGGGGAAUUUGAUUCUGAAUCUCUUGCCAACUUCCGAUCUGCGAAUCUCAUUUGUCGGAGAUGGUGGUCACACAGAAAGACUGUUAACCUUGAGUAGUGAUUUGCAGUGCCCUUCUGUGGCUGUUGAAGGAAUCCCAGGAGACAAAUCUGGAAGAUCGUUUCUGAUAAAGGUCCCUGAUGGGCACAUUUUUUAUUUUUGGUGCUCAGAAAAGUCAAAGCUUCUUGGGAUUGAUUUACUUGAAAAGAUGAAGGAUUUACUUGAGAGGAUGCCCUCCCUAGCUGAAUUAUCUGGUAUUAGUGAGUCACGUCUUGACUGUUUCGCAAUUCAUCUCCGUGCGUAUCUUGUCGGCUCAUCAGUGAUGAAUACUCAAGCAAGUACAGUUAUCUCAACAAUUGCUUUCCCGAAUGCCUCAUUGGACUCUUCUGAACGUGGUCAAAGUGCUCUAUCCUCAUCAGCGUUAUCGAAGGCUUCACGUUCUCGACACUACAGCAAUCAAGGAACGAAGCCGAAUUCACUCUAUCAGGGUAGCCUCAGCCCUAGAUCAAGUUCCUUUAAAGAGGGUCAGCCCAGAAACUUAUCUUCCUUGAGAACCGUUGCCAGAGAGAAGUAUAGACGGCGCGAGGAUAACCAGCUUACAUAUAUUGACAGCCUUUCUACUUCUUCAUUGAGCACUGCGGGUGCAUCUAUAUCAAAUCAUUUGGAUGAAGACAAGCUUCCAGGUGCUACUGGAAACUGCCUUUUCCCUCCAUCGAGUUUUCUGGAGUCACUUGGGAAAUUGUCUGAUCCUCCAUUUCCAAGUCUAGAAUCCCGUGCUCCUUCUACAGGUUCCCCCUUUUUCUCUCCUUACUACUGCUGGUGUCCUCCUGUUUCACCAUCUUUGCAAUACACAGUAGCAUGUUCACAGCCACCUAUCUCCUUAACUGAAUCACUAUCUUUACCACCACUUUCUUCUCUACUGCCAGUCCCUAGGUCAUCUUCUUUGUUGGCACCGAAGCUGCCUUUUAAUUUAGCUGAAGUUCCCUCUCUGGAUUUCCCACCUUUCCUUCCUGAGCCACUGGGCAGGUUACCAUUGUCUAUGUCAAGUUCUCAACAGAUUCCAACCUUCACGCCUCUAAUGUGUGAUUCCAUCGUUCAUGUUCCUUUCAUUGAUGUUUGCUCCUCAGGUCAGGGGUACCUGGUGAGUGCAGGACCUGCUAUAUCAACCGCAAUUCCACCACUGCAUCCAAAUCUUGUGAACCCAUUGAUUCCCGAAACUGAAUCUGUGGUGGAGAAGGGUGCAAGAGAGACUCUAAGGCUUCUCAUAAGUAGUUCUAGCCAGGCCAACCCACAGUUGUUGGAUGUGUUGCCUUCUGUUCUGACCCAUAUUGAUGAGAAAGGAAGUAUGCUUGCUGCUGGCAGUAGGGGGUUGUAUACUGGAACCACGGAUGUUGCUGCUUUUGCGAACAGCAUUGCAGCUAUGGGGUUGGUCUCGCUGUCUGAGAGAUCUGACACUGGUGGUUUGAUGAAGACGUGCUUUAGUCGGAGUGAUCUGGUUGACCAAUUGGAGAAAUCAGGUGGCUCUGAUGGGGCAUGUUCAGACGAUGAUGACAAAGUUGAGGGAGGAAAGGAUUGAUCAAUUGGUUGAUUGAAUAGUUUUCUUUCUUUUUUGCUACCUUUUUCGAUCCAGUUUUUGUCCAGAAAGUGUAGAUAUGUGGCUGUAGUUUUUUGUAUGUAAUUAAUUUCAACUCAUCCAUCCAUGGGUGUUGUGCUUUGAUUCCUUUUGUUCAUAGUUAGAAUGUUAAUGUGUUCUGCUAUGUACCUCUGGCUGUUUAUAUUCGUACUCUCUUUCUAGUUCUUUAACAGCUUUAGCACCGACUUUCUUGCA